AUGUGGUAAGUCCAGUCCCGUGGUGCUAUACAGAACUCACUUCACUAACACGCACCUCAGCAAACACAUUCUUAACGCCCAAGUCUCCAUCCGCUCCCCCUGUUGCCGUCAAUGGUUUGACUGUGCGGAAUGCCACGCCGAAACCCAGGACCACCGCCUCAAGCAAACCCUGGAAAUGACCUUCGCGUGCAAGAAAUGCAAGAAAUGCUUCCGUAAAGACAUGAACGAGUUCGAAGAUAGCGACGAAUACUGCCCGCACUGUGACAACCACUUCGUGAUCGAAGCAAGGGAGCCAAAGGCGAGAUUGGAAGUCGAGGGUGAGGAUGUGCGGAAGGAUGCGCGGAUGCUGAAGGACGAGCGCGUAAAGCCCAAGGAGGACUUUUCGAUCUGGGAUGAUGAAGGAGACGCUUCGAGGUUGGGAUGA
Messenger RNA from Lecanosticta acicola, 424 nucleotides. The record is from the annotation of a GenBank genome assembly. NCBI's taxonomy places the organism in Eukaryota, Fungi, Ascomycota, Dothideomycetes, Mycosphaerellales, Mycosphaerellaceae.